Messenger RNA from Oppiella nova, 823 nucleotides. The record is from the annotation of a GenBank genome assembly. NCBI's taxonomy places the organism in Eukaryota, Metazoa, Arthropoda, Arachnida, Sarcoptiformes, Oppiidae.
GUUGCUGCGUGUUUAUAAGAGAUACAUAAAAGUGAAAUAAUAAUUAUUUCUGGAAAUGAAUGAAGAAAUUAAGAAAUGUGUUAUUUGUGGGGAUAAAGCAAGUGGUAAUAAUUUCAAUGUCAUGACAUGUGAAUCGUGUAAAGCAUUCUUCCGACGAAAUGCGCUAAAGUCUAUGGAAUUUCAAUGUAGUUUAAGGGGUAAUUGUCAAAUAAAUUUGAUUUCACGAAAAUAUUGUCGUAGUUGUCGACUUAAGAAGUGCUUAUCUAUGGGAAUGAAAAAAGAAUAUAUUCUGUCGGAUGAGUUAAAACAGUUACGAAGAAUUAUAAGAAGUAACAAAAUAGUAGCCGAGAAUACCAUUGACUUCACAACUGAAAUGAAUAGUAUAUCAGAUGUUGUCUAUCGAAAGGUUGUUGAGUUUGACUUUGCAGUCAUACCUAUCCCUCGGCCCAUAACUGACACGAAAACAUUUGGAGAACUAGAGGGCUAUCGACUGUCGGAGCUCUUGAAUGCCACAAAUAUACUCAUCAAUCCUUUGACUGACAAUAAAAUUACUUAUGAAGUGAAGGAUAUGGUUGAGGCCCAAAGGGAAUGGUGUCGUAAUUUUGAAAAAGAGAUUCCUAAAUAUGUGAAAAGUGCCAAAGUGCUAGCUAUUAUACUAUUCAAUGAUGAGAGACCUAAUCUAUUGGAUAAAGAGCUUGUUAAACUCCAACAACACGUUUACAUGUAUUUACUUCAACGCUAUUUACUGAUGAGAUAUGAGUCGGAAAAUGAGGCAAAACUCAAAUUAUUACGAUUUAUGAAUGGUUUGCACGAUAUUACGUAG